CACCCAGAUCCAGUGAAUUAGGCAGCUCUGCUGAAGGAGACCGUACUUUAUCAGGCUCUUGCAGCCUCUGACUCUCCUGCAAUGCCUUCAGCCCUUGACACCAACAUGAGGUUCAAGUUCUCGAUCCUUGCUCUUCUUCUAGAAGUGGCCGUCAUUGUUUUGUUUGGGAUAUUUGUGGAAUAUGAAACCAACGGUCCAUCCCACAUACUGCACCCAAUCUUUCAGGAUGUGCAUGUGAUGAUAUUUGUUGGAUUUGGCUUCCUGAUGACCUUUCUGAAGAAAUAUGGAUUCAGCAGUGUUGGUAUCAACAUGCUCAUUGCAGCCUUCGGUCUUCAGUGGGGCACCCUGAUGCAAGGAUUUUGGCAUAUGGAUGCAGGGAAAAUUAUUGUUCGUAUUGAUAGCAUGAUAAAUGCAGACUUCAGUACAGCAACUGCUUUGAUUUCAUUUGGAGCACUCCUGGGGAAAACAAGCCCUGUUCAGAUGCUGAUCUUGACAGUUCUGGAGAUCACAAUUUUUGCAUGCAAUGAACAUCUAGUCACAGGGAUAUUUAAGGCCACAGAUGUUGGAGCCUCAAUGACUAUCCAUGCUUUUGGAGCUUAUUUUGGUUUAGCUGCAAGCCUCGUCUUACAUCGUCCUGGUUUGAAAAACAAGCAUGAAAAUGAAGAAUCUACCUAUCACUCCGACAUAUUUGCCAUGAUUGGUACCCUGUUCCUUUGGAUUUUUUGGCCCACUUUUAACUCCGCCAUUGCAGCUCAAGAUGACAUGACUAAAGCAAUUGUGAACACUUACUACUCCUUGGCUGCAAGUACUGUCGUAACGUUUGCCCUCUCCAGCCUGGUGGAUCAAAGAGGCAAAUUCAGCAUGGUUCUUGUUCAAAACGCCACCCUGGCAGGAGGAGUAGCAGUGGGUACCUGUGCAGACCUGUUAAUCCACCCUUUUGCUGCUAUGUGCAUUGGGGCAAUUGCUGCGAUUAUCUCUGUCCUCGGAUUCCAUUUCCUGACUCCUGUUUUGGCAUCCAAGCUGAACAUUCAUGAUACCUGUGGAGUCCAUAAUUUACAUGGUUUACCUGGAAUACUGGGAGGUAUUGCAGGCAUCGUAGUAACAGCGAUACAAAGUAAAAGUGGGAAAGGUGUCCUGCAUACCCCUGGCAUGCAGGCUGCUGCCCUAGGCAGUACAAUUGGAAUUGCACUGGUUGGCGGUGCAUUGACAGGUGCUAUUCUAAAGCUGCCCUUCCUGGGACAAGCAUCUGACAAGAACUGCUUUGAUGACUCUGUUUAUUGGGAGGUUCCAGAAGAAGAGAAACUGCAUGCAGUUCACUCCAACAACUAUGAUGAGCAGAGCAGAUUUGAAGCUACCAUGUAGAAAAACAAUUCAUCUCUAGCAUACGUCCUAAUGAUCCUCUUUUCAGUUUCUAAAGCUAAAAAACAACAUUCAAGUACCGUCUUAAACAUGCUUGUUUUUCUAAAAGGGGUUGUAAGUAAAAAAAAAAAAAAAAAAAAAAGAGAGAGAGAAGAAAGGAGAAAAUUGAAACUAAAUUAAGGCAAAUUAACUCCACCUGAGAAGUGAUGAUAAUGACUGCUCAGUUAAGAGGCAGAAAGACUGAGGGAACUGAAAGAAUUAUAUGAAAUGUUUGUAUCUAGAAGCAGAAUCACGCAUUUGUGCCUAACUACUUGAGGUAAUCCACUGAGAGACGAUUAAAAUCUCGAAGGAUCA
This is a messenger RNA of Oxyura jamaicensis (ruddy duck), 1713 nucleotides long. It is a transcript of the gene RHAG, whose product is annotated as Rh associated glycoprotein. Gene Ontology annotation, biological process: ammonium transmembrane transport; ammonium homeostasis. Bases 82 to 1362 code for a protein of 426 amino acids. Gene Ontology annotation, molecular function: ammonium channel activity. The record is from RefSeq and is a predicted model, not a curated record. Gene Ontology annotation, cellular component: plasma membrane. Lineage: Eukaryota; Metazoa; Chordata; Aves; Anseriformes; Anatidae. The transcript has 10 exons.